AGAAAAUUAAAGUCUAGUGAUCAAAAAGCAUUUGAUUGGUGAGCUGCACAAGGCAUCUGCCAGCAGGACUUAGCUGGAAUGUAGGACCGGAUAGUUUAGAGUUAAAGAUAGAGACUGCUGGUACAGUGUCCUGAGCCAAGUGCUAAAUUCAGCCUGCUCAGCUGUGAGCUGUGUUCAACACUGCCUUCAGCUCGCAUGCUGAGACCAAAAGGUUUUUGCAUAAACCUUUUAAAGUCCAUACAAGCAGGAUACAUAUGAAGACAGAAUGGUUUACACAACGGAAAUGAUUGAAGAACGUAGGAAAAGAGAAAACAGCAUGGCAGAGAGAAGGCAGCUGUUUGCAGAAAUGCGUGCUCAAGACUUAGAUCGCAUUCGUUUAUCCACCUAUAGGACAGCAUGCAAGCUCCGAUUCGUACAAAAGAAGUGCAACUUGCACUUGGUAGACGUUUGGAAUAUUAUAGAAGCAUUCAGAGAAAAUGGACUGAACACAAUGGAUCCAAACACUGAACUCAGUGUGGCUCGUUUGGAGGCAAUCAUUUCCACUGUGCUUUAUCAACUCAAUAAGCGAAUGCCAACCACCCAUCAGAUCAAUGUAGAGCAGUCCAUCAGCUUACUGUUGAACUUUCUACUUGCUGUCUUUGAUGGAGAAGGCCACGCCAAAAUAUCAGUGUUCGCUGUGAAAGUGUCGUUAGCAACAAUAUGUGGUGGGAAGAUCCUGGAUAAGCUGAGGUAUAUUUUCUCCCAAAUCUCCGACUCCAAUGGAAUAAUGAUAUUUGUGAAGUUCGACCAGUUUUUACGGGAGGUCUUAAAGUUACCGACUGCAGUGUUUGAAGGUCCUUCCUUUGGGUACACAGAACAAGCACCCAGGUCAUGCUUUUCUCAACAGAAAAAGGUAACACUGAACACUUUCCUGGACACUCUGAUGUCUGACCCCCCGCCGCAGUGUUUAGUCUGGGUGCCCCUAAUGCAUCGUCUAGCAAAUGUGGAAAAUGUCUUCCACCCUGUUGAGUGUUCGUACUGCCACAGUGAGAGUAUGAUGGGUUUUCGAUAUCGCUGCCAGCAGUGUCACAAUUAUCAGCUCUGUCAGGACUGCUUUUGGAGAGGCCAUGCAAGUGGUUCCCAUAGCAACCAGCACCAAAUGAAAGAAUACACGUCAUGGAAAUCACCUGCAAAGAAGCUAACUAAUGCUCUUAGCAAGUCCUUAAGCUGUGCAUCCAGCCGUGAGCCUUUGCACCCAAUGUUCCCCGAUCAGCCUGAAAAACCAAUCAACCUGGCACACAUUGUAAAUGACUUUGGACCUCCAAGAUCCUCUCCAAAUAUGAAUGACACCAUGUUCUCCCAUUCAGUAAUAACCUCAGGAAGCCCCAGUCCUAACAAGGGCUUUUCCAGCAAGAUUAAUGAAGUAGAACAGAACAAACUGUUGGCUAGGGCAGCUCCAACUUUGCUGAAGGGCAAAGGGUUACAGCACAGCCUUGAUAGACUGAGUGAUGAACAUUUUGUGAUUGGGCACUAUGUCAACCUUCUUCAGCACAAUUACUCAUGUGUCCUUGACAGUCCAAGCAGACUGGACGAAGAGCAUCGACUGAUAGCACGGUACGCAGCCCGACUUGCGGCAGAGGCAGCAUCUACACAGCAACGAGCUCCUGCUGAUCUGUCCUUCACUAUUGAUGCAAACAAGCAGCAGAGGCAGUUGAUUGCUGAGCUAGAAAACAAGAAUAGGGAAAUAUUACAAGAAAUACAGCGACUGCGGCUUGAGCACGAGCAGGCAUCUCAACCAACACCGGAUAAGGCACAGCAGAACCCUACCCUCCUAGCAGAACUCCGGCUUCUCAGACAGCGAAAGGACGAACUGGAACAGAGGAUGUCAGCGUUGCAGGAAAGCCGCAGGGAACUCAUGGUCCAGUUGGAAGGCCUGAUGAAGUUACUGAAAGAAGAAGAGAUGAGGCAGGAAACUCAGGGAGCAGGCUCCCCUCGCUCUUCACCAAGCCACACUAUUAGCCGGUCUGUUCCUAUUCCAAUGCCAAUCAGAUCAACAUCAGCCUGUUCAACUCCAACCCACACACCUCAGGACUCACUGACAGGAGUUGGAGGAGAUGUACAGGAAGCAUUUGCACAAAGCUCCAGGAGGAAUUUAAGAAAUGAUCUGCUUGUGGCAGCAGAUUCUAUUACAAAUACAAUGUCCUCUUUGGUGAAAGAGUUGAAUUCGGCAGAAGCUGGCAGCGAGACUGAGAGCACCGUGGACUCCGAGUUUGGUCGAACUCAUUUAGAUGACCUAGUCCCUUCGCCAACAUCUGAAAAGGCCUUUCUUGCUCAGAUUAAUGCCAGGAAUCCCAGCUAUCUCCACAGUGCUGCUGCAACAGGAACAAUUCGGAGCGAUAUUGUUACAGAUGAUGGUGAAUCCUAUGUGAGGACUGAUGAUGAAAGUUAUGAAAAUGAUUCCGUCCAUCAACUUGAGAAUGAGCUGAAGCUGGAGGAAUAUCUCAAGCAAAAACUUCAGGAUGAGAGCUAUCAGGCCAGUUACGGUCACACUGAUGAUGAGAGUUAUGUGAGAACUGAUGAUGAUGAAAGCUGCAUUCGGACCGACGAUGAAGAAGGUCUAACCGCCGGCUUCACCGAAGAAUGGAACGAGCACAUGAAGCGUCUCAUGAUGAAAUAAGAAUUUUAUAAGUAGUAUGAAGACUAUAGCAACAGUCAUUUUAAAAGUUUGUAGUUAGACAUGUGGACAAACAUUUCUUUUUCUAUAAGCUGGGUUUAUCAGCAUCUUUAUACAGCUCACACAAGUCGGGAGAAUACUGAGGUUUCACUGAGCUAGACAAAAUUGGUGUUGCUAUUACAAAAAGAUUGCAGUAUUAAUAAAAAAAACUUAAAAGUAGAUACAACAUCAAAUUUGCAAUCAAUACAAUUCUGUUUACAAUUCUCAUAUUAAUACAUUACAUGUUUGGUUUCCAGGUGAACUGUGCAGUACUUUAACAGAACAGGUACUGUUUUUUCCUAACUGUGAUGAAUCAACUAUCUUGAUUGAAAUGCACUUACAAACAUCAGAAGCUAAGCCAAUGCACAUAAGCAGUUAUCUAAAAUGACUACUACCCAUAAAUUACCCAUUUAGUUUUUUUUAAUGCACAGGUCUGUAAAUAUGUGUCAUUGACACACACAGCUACUUCUGUUCUAACAUUGUACUUUGAACCAUAGGUGCCAAAAACAAACACAAUAGCAAAACCGAACUUAAAUCAUUUAACACCUUUUUAUGUGGUUGAUACAAUUGGUUAAGCAAUAGUUCUAAGCAAGCAUGUCCAUUGCUACAUUAAGAAGUAAUGUUUUUUUUCCUUUUUUUUGUUUUCUGAAUGUAUAAUUUUAAGGCCUUCAACUUGGAAGUACUGCUAUAUACUGUAUACAUGACUUGAUGCGCGCCUGGAACUGUUUGUGUUUGAAAUGUGUGUUACCUUAGUUGGCCCUGUGUAUAGUUGUGCAAAUUGUCAGACUCUACAGGAAGGAAUGAGUUUAUCAAAUGAUCUAUGGGGAAUUGUAAAUGUUGUAUAGGAAACAGCAAGUGAGAAUUCAGAUUGUGAGACGUAUGUAAAAUAUGGCUUCAGUCAGAUUAAUCCACAGGUAACAAAUACAAAGGCUUGCAGACACACUCAUGCAAAGUUGUACUUGAUUGUUUAGAAUAUUUCUGAUCUGUACAGAAAAGCUCCUUUUCAGGUUGUGUGAGUUCUCAUUAAGGUUGCUCACAGUGGCAGUUUAUUUUCACCUAGUCUUUUCAGUGAUGACUAUUCCUGCCACUAAUUCACCAACAGACCUGUAACAGGAACUUUCUAUCAGAGAAGUUACAACGGCGUACCCUAUUUUAGUACCUAAAGGCACAAGAGUGACACACUGACUAAUCUGCAAAUCUUGCACACCACACUGUAUUAUUGUUAGACUAUUAUUAUUAGCCGAACAAUUGCUAAGAAAGAACUAAAAGUUUAUACGUGGCACCUAUACAAAUCUUUGCCUUGUAGAUAAGUUAACAAUAUGUAACAUUAGAAAUUAUUGUGCUAAAACUGAUACAAUCAGUUUAGACUGAAAACAAAUGUUAAUAAAUAUUGACUGAAGACUAAUAAAUUAUCUAAAAAGGAUGAAAUGUACAGUUUCUGUUGAAGUUGAGAGUACUGUAAGAGAGAGAUUUAAUUUGUUUCAGAGUUGACUUGCACAAAACUGUGGCCUUCACUGUGAAACAAUCUGUUCUCUGUUACUGCAUGAAGUGAUAAAUUGUCUAGUUUUGUUGCACAGUCCUAUGCCUUUUAUUUAUUUUGACUGAAAUGUCCCAGCUUCAUAAACUCAUUAAUGUGGACACAUACUGUAUGUAUAUACUUAAGUCUGUGUUGCUGAAUUUACAAUGAAUUAAUUCAGCAAAAUAGCUGUGAAUAACGACCAGUUUCUUAUAGUAUCAAAAACAGCGGGCACUUGAUUUUCACCAAAAAUAUUUGAUUACAACAUCUAUGCCACUAACUACAACAGCUUCUAAAACUAAUAUUUCAAACAUCUACAGCGAGAAGAGCAACAAUUUUGGAGGCACGACAGGCUCGAUGUUAUACACUGUUAAUGUAACAAAACUACUGAUCUAUGUUUUUUAUUGUUGUUAAGUAUUGUAUCCAUACGUACAAUGUGUUGAAAUGGGCUGGGGACUUGCGUAUGUUUUGAGGUGGUUCAAGUAUUUAACUGUGUCUGUAUUUUGGAAUGGAAUAUUUCGUCAUUAAAGAGAGAAUUUUUAAAAAGA
Callorhinchus milii (elephant shark) is the source of this 4756-nucleotide messenger RNA. It is a transcript of the gene dtna, whose product is annotated as dystrobrevin, alpha. The coding region runs from base 266 to 2656 and encodes 796 amino acids. The record is from RefSeq and is a predicted model, not a curated record. Gene Ontology annotation, biological process: synaptic signaling. NCBI's taxonomy places the organism in Eukaryota, Metazoa, Chordata, Chondrichthyes, Chimaeriformes, Callorhinchidae. The transcript is spliced from 23 exons. Gene Ontology annotation, cellular component: synapse; plasma membrane. Gene Ontology annotation, molecular function: zinc ion binding.